AUGCCACCCAAAAGCUUCUCAUAUCCUUAUCGCCGGAGCUCCAAUGCCUCUGAAAACGACUUCUUUGACAUACCAGACGAGUCAUGCCUUUCCGUGGCGAAACGACAACUGCGCCGCCUCCGAACAUGGGCCAUAGUGGCCACCAUACUCUUAUUCGUGCUGUGGCAUCGUCGUGAACGUCCGCCGCCGCCUCCCCUACCGCACAUCCACUACGACGAGGUCGACUGGUCGCGCUUCGCUUAUACCCAAUAUGCCACCAACGAGGUGUACCUGUGCAACUCCCUGAUGGUCUUCGAGACCCUGGAAAGGUUAGGGAGUAAAGCUAAGCGCGUGCUGUUCUACCCCGAGCAAUGGGACCUCAUCGUCGAGGAUGAAUAUGAUCGUGUCAGUGAGCUGUUGCUCGUAGCACGCAAUAAAUUAAAGGUGAUGGUGAUCCCGAUCAAGAUUGAUGGGAUCGCAGGUUCAAGAGGCAUUGGCUCCGAAGCCUCAUGGGAAACAAGCCUGACAAAAUUGAUGGCCUUCGGAGAAGCCAAUUACGAGCGCGUCAUCCACCUCGAUUCCGACGUCCUUCUACUUCAAACAAUGGACGAACUGUUCUUCCUCCCACCCACCACCGUCGCCAUGCCCCGCGCCUACUGGCUGCUCCCCGAGAAAUCCCUUUCAUCCCUCCUCAUUGUCGUCGAACCCUCUUUCCGCGAAUACACCCGCAUCACCGAUGACGCCAUUCCGGCCAAAACGGGCCAGGUCGAGGUGAACGUGACAGACCAUCGCUAUGAUAUGGAUCUGUUGAAUGCGCGAUAUGGAGACUCGGCGAUGGUUCUUCCCCAUCGUCAGUAUGGGUUGCUCUCGGGAGAGUUCCGGACAAAGGACCAUCGCCGGUUCCUCGGGAAUGACGACGAAGUGUGGGACCCGGACCAUGUCCUUGCGCAGGCUAAGUUUGUCCACUUUUCAGACUGGCCUCUGCCCAAGCCCUGGGUGAUGUGGUCCCCGGAAUUGCUGGCUGAGCAACAGCCCAAGUGUGAUUAUCAUCCCGGCACCCCGCAGGAGAGUGGGUGUCGGGAUCGAGAGAUUUGGAAGAUGCUCUAUGACAAGUACCGGAGGCAGCGAAAGGAUGUCUGCAAGUUGCUCAGCUACCCAGCACCCGCCUGA
Messenger RNA from Penicillium salamii, 1149 nucleotides. The record is from the annotation of a GenBank genome assembly. Lineage: Eukaryota; Fungi; Ascomycota; Eurotiomycetes; Eurotiales; Aspergillaceae.